Messenger RNA from Odobenus rosmarus divergens (Pacific walrus), 1977 nucleotides. RefSeq names its product zinc finger protein 582 (gene ZNF582). NCBI's taxonomy places the organism in Eukaryota, Metazoa, Chordata, Mammalia, Carnivora, Odobenidae. Gene Ontology annotation, biological process: regulation of cytokine production; regulation of immune system process; negative regulation of transcription by RNA polymerase II. Bases 152 to 1705 code for a protein of 517 amino acids. The transcript is spliced from 5 exons. The record is from RefSeq and is a predicted model, not a curated record.
CCGAGGAGGAAACGCACCCGGGGCUGCGGGGAGCGCGGCCACGGGGGCACCCGAACCCGAGGACGCGGCAGCUCUGCCAUCUCAGGACUCUGCCCUUCCCCAAGAGAGGAACCUGGAGGAGGACCCAUCAGCCCAUGAAAUUCUAAAAGUCAUGUCCCUUGAGUCAGACUUGUUCAGGGCUGUGGCCAUAGUCUUCUCCCAGGAAGAAUGGGAACAGCUUGCACCUGCUCAGAGGGAUUUGUACAGAGACGUGAUGUUGGAGACCUAUAGCAACCUGGUCUCACUGGGUCUUGCCAUCGCCAAACCUGAUGUGAUCUCCUUCCUGGAGCAAGGCAAAGAGCCCUGGGUGGUAGAGAAAACGUCCAGAGGAGGCCUGUGGCCAGUGCUGGAGUCCAGGUAUGAUACCAAGGUAUCCUCUCCAGAGCAGCAUAUUUAUGAAAUACAGUCGCCACAGUGGGAGAUAAUGGAAAGCCUCACAAGUUAUGGUCUUGAGUGCUCGAGGUUCCAAGAUGACUGGGAAUAUAGAAGCCAGUUUGACAAACAACGGGGAAAUCCAGAUGGACAUUUGAGUCAAAUAAUAAUCAAUCAUGAAGAAAUAGCCACUUUAAACCAACAAGCAUCAUUUCCUUUUUAUCAGAAAACUCAUCGUGGAGAAAAACCCUAUGAAUAUAACGAAUGUAGAAAAGACUUCUGGCAGGAGGACUUCCUUAUUAAUCAUCAAGGAAUUCAUGCUAAUGAGAAACCCUAUAAAUGUAAGGAAUGUGGCAAGGCCUUUAAGUAUGGCUCACGACUAAUUCAACAUGAGAAUAUUCAUUCUGGCAAGAAACCCUAUGAAUGUAACGAAUGUGGAAAGGCCUUCAAUUCUGGUUCAAAUUUCAUACAACAUCAGAGGGUUCAUACUGGUGAGAAACCUUAUGAAUGUAAGGAUUGUGCAAAGGCCUUUAGUCGAAGUUCACAGCUGAUUGAACAUCAACGAAUUCAUACUGGUGAGAAACCCUAUCAAUGUAAGGAAUGUGGCAAGGCCUUCAAUAGGAUCUCACAUCUUAAAGUACAUUAUAGAAUUCAUACUGGUGAAAAACCCUAUGCAUGCAAGGAAUGUGGGAAGACCUUUAGUCAUCGGUCUCAGUUGAUUCAACAUCAGACUAUUCAUACGGGCAAGAAACUCUAUGAAUGUAAGGAAUGUGGGAAGGCCUUUAAUCAAGGCUCAACUCUUAUUAGACAUCAGAGAAUCCAUACUGGUGAGAAACCCUAUGAAUGCAAGGCAUGUGGGAAGGCCUUUAGGGUGAGCUCACAACUUAAGCAACAUCAGAGAAUUCACACUGGAGAGAAACCCUACCAAUGUAGGGUUUGCGGUAGGGCUUUCAAACGGGUCUCACAUCUUACUGUACAUUAUAGAAUUCAUACAGGUGAGAAACCAUAUGAAUGUAAGGAAUGUCGAAAGGCCUUCAGUCAUUGCUCACAACUGAUUCAGCAUCAGGUAAUUCAUACUGAGGAAAAGUCUUGUAAAUAUAAGGAAUGUGGGAGGACUUUACAUCAUGAUUCAGCUACUGUUCAACACCAGAGAAUGCAUAAUAAAGAAACACAAGUGAACAUAAUAAAUGUAGAAAGGCCUUCCAUUAGCACUUAUCCUUUAUUAAUCAUCAGAGAAUUUAUGUUAGCAAGCAGCCAUAUCAAUGGAAAUAAUGGGGAGAGCCCAUUAGCUUAGGCUAGUCCCAACUUCUUAUAUUUUGCAGAAAGACUUGAAGAAUGUAAUGCAAAUGGGAAUGCCUUCAUUCAAGCUAUCCUUUAUCCUGAGUCAUAAGAUUAAUAAUGAAAAAUUUUUCGGAUAUAAAUUGUUUAGACCAUAAUUACUGAAGAAGCAAGGAAAGUUUGGAAAAAAAAUUGUCUCUAACAUAUUACAGGAUCACAUUUUCUAACCACACUGUAAUAAUUUUAACAACAGCCAGAAGUUUUAAUUUUCUUGGCAAUUGAAAAAAA